Phytophthora nicotianae INRA-310 is the source of this 1718-nucleotide messenger RNA. Its product is annotated as CAMK protein kinase. Bases 118 to 1602 code for a protein of 494 amino acids. Gene Ontology annotation, biological process: protein phosphorylation. Gene Ontology annotation, molecular function: ATP binding; protein kinase activity. Lineage: Eukaryota; Oomycota; Peronosporomycetes; Peronosporales; Peronosporaceae. The transcript has a single exon. The record is from RefSeq and is a predicted model, not a curated record.
AGAGCAGACAGAAGGGCCACAUCUGCAAGAGCAACAACUGCUGGCGGCGCUUGCCCAGCUCUUCACUUGCCAUUCUGCCUCGAAGUUCUCAAGCCUUUUCGUUUACCAUCCGUCGCUAUGCCUGUCGUGAGCGUCGGCUUCAUCGGCUCCGGGCGCCUGGCCGAGCGCGUGGCGCGUGACCUGGUCAAGAACGUGACCCCGCAGCGCAAGUUCAGCUACAAGAAGCAGCGUCUCGUGUCCACUCUGCUGGCCUCGGACCCGUCCGAGGAACGACGGCGAGUCUUUCACCGUCUGGGCUUCACCACCACGGAGACCAAUCAGACUGUGCUCGCAGACUGCGACCUCGUCUUCCUGGGCACCAACGCACGCGAGGCGCUGGCCGCCCACGCCACCAACGCCCACACACUCUACGUGAGUCUCAUGGGCGACUUACCAGCCCAACAGGUCGAGGAGCUCCUGUGUCCGGGCGCUAAAGUCAUUCGUAUGAUGCCGAAGAGUUACCUGGAGAAGGCAGGUCUGCCCAAAGGCGUUCUGCCGCCGCGCUCUUGGGCCACAGUCCGCGGUUCACACGUGAGCGAUCAGGACUUGGAGAAGGUGAUGCGCAUCGCUGGCAUCGACAAAUGCGUCGAAGUAGACGAGAACUUGACGUCCUGGUCGUUCCCCCAUGAAGAGGAUGGCAAGAGUCUGAUCCACCGGUUCGUCAGCACCAUGAGCGACCACGCCGUCGCCGCUUCCCAGGCUGUGCACAAGCUCGACAAGAUGAGCUUCCGACAGGACGCCGAGGUGGUGGCUGACUUUAAAGACACGUACGAACUAGGACUGGAACUUGGCUCUGGCAAGUUCUCUACCGUUUUUGAAGCUACACACCGCGAGACGGGGGAGACUGUAGCUGUCAAGUCUAUAAAAGACGACGCUAUGACUCAAGAAGGGUGCGAGGUGUUGAUCGCUGAAGUGGGAGCUCUUAACCGCCUGAAACACCCCAACAUCAUCUCCCACUAUGGAUUCUAUAAUGAGGACGGCAAGUAUUUGCUCGUACUGGAAUAUUGCAACCAGGGCAGCGUCCGUAAAAUGAUGGACGAACAAAAUGUCGUCCCUGAGCACUUGGCUAAACAGAUCUUGAAGCAGACGCUGUCUGCACUGGAGUACUGCCACUCUAUGGGUCAGGUACACCGCGAUGUCAAGGCCGAGAACGUUUUGCUCUCGGAGAACGAGGACGGCUCGAUUACUGCUAAACUUGCGGACUUUGGCCUCUCGGAGGAGCUGGAGCUGGCCAAUCGCCGUCUCGAGACUAUGUGUGGCACUCCGCAAUAUCUGAGUCCCGAGCUGGUGUCGGGUCGCCUGCACGGCACACCGGCAGACAUCUGGAGCACAGGCAUCCUCGCCUACAUGAUGCUGACUGGACUAGUGCCAUUCGAUGAGGCCAAGAACGAUGUGGAGCUGUUCAAGCUCAUCAGUCUAGGCGCUGUGUGGUACGAUCAGCCGCAAUGGGAAUCGGUAUCUGCAGAGGCUAAAAGCUUCGUGCAGAGCAUGCUGGACAUUUCCCCGGAGUCGCGUCCUUCAGCAGCGGAGCUCUUGAAGCACGAGUGGCUUCAAGACGCAUGAUGUAGCCAUCUUUUGGUAGGAUGGCUACAGCAUGCUUCAUUAUUAACUAUUGUAGUGAUUAGUAUUCAAUUGAGUAGGUUUAACAAGUUUCACAGUUAUUUUAUUUUGUUCCGACU